Messenger RNA from Mitosporidium daphniae, 339 nucleotides. RefSeq names its product isocitrate dehydrogenase. The annotation marks the transcript as partial. Gene Ontology annotation, molecular function: isocitrate dehydrogenase (NADP+) activity. Gene Ontology annotation, biological process: isocitrate metabolic process. The record is from RefSeq and is a predicted model, not a curated record. Lineage: Eukaryota; Fungi; Microsporidia. Gene Ontology annotation, cellular component: mitochondrion. The transcript has 2 exons.
AUGCGUCAUAAAUUGGUCUUGAAAAAUUAUUUUCACAACUUGGCUGUUCGCAACAUGGCUACAUGUGGUGGUGGUUCCGGUCAUUCUGGUACCCCGCCUUUGCUUAUAAAAGUAGAAAAAAAAAUCCACGUGCCCAAUCCCGUGGUUGAGAUGGACGGGGAUGAGAUGACGCGUACCGCUUUGGCGCUUAAUGUACAGCUAAUUUUCCCGUUUGUCGAGCUCAACAUAAAAUACUUUGACUUGGGGCUGCCAAAUAGAGAUGCCACUGACGAUCGGGUGACCAUUGAUGCCGCAAAAGCCAUUUUGGAAUGCGGAGUCGGCAUCAAGUGCGCAACGAUC